UUUAACCAAAGAAAAAGUAUUUUUAAGAUAUAUUAGUUUGCUUAAAUGGAAUCUCGCCGCAAUUUUGAAGUUAGACCAGCAGUAGAGAGGGAUGUGCCUGCGAUUGCAAAGAUGAUCAAGGGUUUAGCGCAAUACCUAGGGGAGUCGGACAAACUAAAGACAGGAGAAGAAGAACUGUUGCGCGAUGGUUUCGGCGCAAAUCAACUUUUUCACUGCCUUGUAGCUGAGGAAAUCCCUAUUCCACAUGAAGACGCGACCGUGAGCAUCAUUGACCCAGCCAGAAGCUCACACAGAAAGACUUCCACACCAAGGGUAAAGGAGAUCCUGGGUAUUGCUAUCUAUUUCUAUACCUACUCCACAUGGGAGGGUCCCAUGCUUUACCUGGAGGAUCUCUUUGUCAUUCCCUUUGCUCGAGGUCAAGGGAUUGGUACCUCAAUAAUGAAAUCACUUGCAAAGAUCGCUGCCGACAAAAAGUGCUCGCGCAUGCAAUGGAUGUCACCACAGGGACGCCCAUCUGUGAGGUUCUACGAAAAAUUUGGAGCUGAGUGCUUGGGAGACUGGUGUGUUUUUCGAUUGGGCAAAGCGGAGAUCAACGAACUGAAAUCCGACGCAGCUGAGCCCGAAGAAGAAUGAUAGCUAUUACGACUAUGAUAUGAAUUAAAAUUCCUUGCCAAUCUUUAAAUUAUAUAAUUA
This is a messenger RNA of Actinia tenebrosa (Australian red waratah sea anemone), 693 nucleotides long. Its product is annotated as thialysine N-epsilon-acetyltransferase-like. Lineage: Eukaryota; Metazoa; Cnidaria; Anthozoa; Actiniaria; Actiniidae. Gene Ontology annotation, molecular function: N-acetyltransferase activity. The record is from RefSeq and is a predicted model, not a curated record.